AUGUAUCCUUCAUCGCUAUGCUCUCAUCAAACGUUCCCGCCAAUAUCUCACACAGCAUUGCUUAACCGCCACCGCAAACCAGCGCAUGGUAGCCCCGCUGGCGAACGGCGGAGAGCUACUUACGUAGCUUGUGCUGAAAGAAGUAGCAGAGGUUCCACGCGCAGCGCAGAUGAUUAUCAUGGCACUCUGAAAGCUCUCAAAUCCAGAGGCAGAUUCCCCAGAAAAUCUCUUGGCCAGCAUUAUAUGUUGAAUUCCGACAUAAAUGACCAACUUGCUGGUGCGGCUGGUAUCGAACAAGGUGAUGUCGUGUUGGAAAUUGGGCCUGGAACUGGCUCCCUGACUAAUGUUCUUAUAAAUUCAGCGGCAUUCGUACUUGCAGUCGAAAAGGAUAAACACAUGGCUGCCCUCGUGAGUGAAAGAUUUUCAAGUACAGGAAAGUUAAAGGUUUUGACCGAGGAUAUUGUCAAAUGUCACGUGCGUUCUCAUAUGUCGUCAUUGGUUGGAAGCAUAAAUUCAAAAUCCAGAAAUGCAAAAGUGGUUGCUAACAUUCCCUUUAAUAUCAGUACAGAUGUGAUCAAAUUACUUCUUCCAAUGGGUGACAUUUUCUCAGAAGUGGUUCUACUGCUCCAGGUUGGAAUUGAUCGCUCUCUAGUAAAUAGCCUCCUUUUUAUUACAAACAAGGCUAUAACUAAACAUAUCUCACGUUCCCCAGACCUCAGAGGUCUGUUGGAUUUUCGGACAGAAGGUGGUGAAGGAACAACUGAGAUAGGAGAUGGUAUAGGUGCAGUAUUUGUGAAUAAGGGUGUUGGAUCUGUAUCCAAAGGUAAGGGCGGUUGGUGUCUAGGUAAGGGUAUGGUUUGUGAGGAGACUGCAGUUCGCUUGGUAGUGCCAUCACUCCGGACCCCCGAGUAUCGUCCCAUCAAUGUAUUCGUGAAUUUCUAUUCAGAGCCGGAGUACAAAUUUAAAGUCCCAAGAACCAAUUUUUUCCCUCAGCCUAAUGUUGAUGCAGCCGUUGUCUCAUUCAAGCUGAAGCUACCGUCAGAAUAUCCCCAAGUUUCUUCCACUAAAAGCUUCUUUUCAUUGGUUAAUUCAGCAUUCAAUGAGAAGCGUAAGAUGCUGCGCAAGUCACUUCAGCACAUAUGCACAUCCCUUGAGAUCGAAGAAGCUUUAACAAGCAUAGGACGUCUAGCUACUGUAAGUGAUCAGAGUUCAAGACCUGAGGAACUAACAUUGGAUGAUUUUGUAAAAGUGGACUCCCUUGUGCAAUACACAGCUUGUAAGUUUAACUGCCUCAGAGAUGGUGUAACUGGGUUGAAUCAAUCACACUACACUGUAAAUGAAGAGCAAUCUGUUCUUGAAGCUGAAACAAAUGCUUCCCUCGUCAUGAAGGGAAAAUGA
Molecule: messenger RNA, 1398 nt
Organism: Sphenostylis stenocarpa
Lineage: Eukaryota; Viridiplantae; Streptophyta; Magnoliopsida; Fabales; Fabaceae
Source: the annotation of a GenBank genome assembly